UUGAGUUAACAUUAUAAUAAAUGAGCAACAUGAUAAUAAAAUAGCACUUUAUAAGACUGAAAUAAUUAUUUAGAUCCAAAGUAAAAUACUAGAUACCAUUCAGAUGAUUUGAGAGAAUUUCUUCACUUCUUACAGAGUUGACCCCAUGUCAUUCUAAUGCUGGAAAUCCAAUAAUGAACAAACCUACUCAGAUCUGUGUUUUAGUGUAAAAGGAUGAAAAAAUUCAAUUGUAUGUUUUUAGCUAAAUAUAUAACUAAUAUUGCAAACCUAUGCACAAAACUACCUCCCAGAGAAAGACUUGUCCCCUUUUAUUCCCCAAAUACUCAAUUUUGAGUAUGGUAGAGGAAGGUGUGCUGUUAUCACAUUUGAUGAGUAGUGAUAUACAUGAAAUGAAUUAUGAUUUGUUAUGUGAACUCUACAGAAUGUCUACAUACUCUGCUUUCCCAGUCAAUGUUCCAAUCUCAGAAAGGAGUCUUGCCCGGGCUGGAUUUUAUUACACUGGUAUGAAUGACAGAGUUAAAUGUUUCUGUUGUGGCUUAAUGCUGGAUAACUGGAAACAAGGAGACAAUGCGAUUGACAAACAUAAACAGCUAUAUCCUAGUUGUGCCUUUAUUCAGAAUUUGAUUUCAGUUAAUCUGGGAUCUUCUCAGUCUACAUUUUCUUCUUCAGUGAAUAAUGCCACACGUUCAUUAUCUCUCAGUUCAGAACAGAGUGGAUAUUUCAGUGGUUCUUAUUCCAGUUUUCCACUGGAGCCAGUGACUUCCAGAGGAGUUGAGGACUUGUCCCCUUUGAAUAUCAGCCCCUACAGUUAUUCUAUGAGUACUGAAGAGGCCAGAAUUCUUACUUACCAGGCAUGGCCAUUGACAUUUCUGUCAUCAUUAGAUCUGGUAAGAGCUGACUUUUAUUAUAUAGGACCUGGAGACAUGGUAGCUUGCUUUGCCUGUGGUGGGAAACUGAGUAACUGGGAACCAAAAGAUGAUGCCAUGUCAGAGCACCGAAGACAUUUUCCUCACUGUCCUUUCCUGGAGAGUCAAAUCCAAGAAACAUCAAGAUUCAAUGUUUCUAAUCUGAGCAUGCAAACCUAUGCAGCCCGUGUGAAAACCUUUGUGACCUGGCCGCCUCAAAUUCCAGUUCAUCCAGAGCAGCUUGCAAGUGCUGGCUUUUAUUAUGUGGGUCAAAAUGAUGAUGUGAAAUGCUUUUGCUGUGAUGGUGGACUGAGAUGUUGGGAAUCCGGAAAUGAUCCUUGGGUGGAACAUGCCAAAUGGUUCCCAAGGUGUGAGUACUUGACACGAAUGAAAGGUCAAGAGUUUGUUGACCAAGUUCAAGCUAGGUACCCUCAUCUCCUUGAACAGCUAUUAUCAACUUCAGAUAUUCCAGGAGAUGAAAAUGCUGAACUACCAAUUAUUCAUUUUGGGCCUGGAGAAAAUAAUUCAGAAGAUACAGUCAUGAUGAACACUCCAGUGAUUAAAGCUGCUUUGGAAAUGGGCUUCAGUAGAAGUCUAGUAAAACAGAUUGUUCAGAGUAAAAUCUUAACUACUGGAGAAAAUUACAAAACAGUCAAUGAGGUUGUAUCGGAUCUCCUCAAUGCAGAAGAUGAAAAAAGGAAAGAGGAGAAAGAGAGACAAACUGAAGAAAUGGCAUCAGGUCUUCCUAUGGAAGAACAACUUAGGAGAUUACAAGAAGAAAGAACAUGUAAAGUUUGUACGGACAAAGAGGUUUCUAUUGUAUUUAUUCCUUGUGGUCAUCUAGUAGUAUGCAAAGAAUGUGCUCCUUCUCUAAGAAAAUGCCCUAUUUGCAGGGGUAUAAUCAAAAGUAUAGUACGUACAUUUCUUUCAUGAAAAAAAAAUCUAUACACCCAAAUUUGUAUUGAAAAGACUUCAAAAUGCUCAGUCUUAAGCCACUGAAGUCUUUUGGAAGAAAGAAAAGUUGUUUUAAGGCUUUUUAGUAGCAAAUCAAUGUACAAUUCUUCCUUGGUAUUAGUUACUUGAUUUCUUAUAGUACACGGUGUCAUGCAUAUACUAUUGUCAUAAUUCCUUGAAAGUUUAUGUAUAUGUAUGCAUGUUUAUGUGUUGGAAGAGCUGGAUGUGAUACUAUGUGCUUGAAAACAUAAUGAUAGAGUGUAGAUAUACUGCUAUUAUGCAUUUGGGGUUUUUGAAUUUGGUUAUCUUACUAAAAUCUUUGAAUCCUAUGUAAGUGUAGUCUUGAACAGGUGUGGGAAACAGGAGCCCCCAAAUUUGUCAUAAGUAUGGUGCCACUUUUUGGGUGCUUUUUACAGUUUUGUUGUAAAAUAGAGACUAGUUAAGGUAAAAAGUUUCCCUAAUAUGAGGAACAGAUUAACAGUAUAAUAUUUAAAA
This is a messenger RNA of Monodelphis domestica (gray short-tailed opossum), 2354 nucleotides long. The record is from RefSeq and is a predicted model, not a curated record. Lineage: Eukaryota; Metazoa; Chordata; Mammalia; Didelphimorphia; Didelphidae.